Molecule: messenger RNA, 1890 nt
Organism: Vigna umbellata (rice bean)
Lineage: Eukaryota; Viridiplantae; Streptophyta; Magnoliopsida; Fabales; Fabaceae
Source: RefSeq, a predicted model, not a curated record
AUAUUUUUAAUCCAGAAAUACCUUUUAGAUUGGGCUUUGUGUUGGGCCGGGUUGAGAGCUUAAAAAACAUGUUGUGUCUUCUUUGGUUGCUCCCUCUGCAUCUAAUCUUCAAAGAGCAGUGUAGUGAUAGCAAUGUUUCACCCAGCAGUGGUUGCAUCAUGUCCCUGUCCGAAUCCUUAUCCUUGGCGCCAUCACUUCCCCGGCGCAAGCGCAGGUUCAGUGACGGUGACGGUGACGGUGACCCCAAUACGAAUUGUGAGACAGAAGGCGGUGGUUGGUUCCAGAAUAAGGUGCAUGGCCAAUCCUAGAAGAGUCCAAAUGGUGGCCAAGCAAAUAAGGAGAGAGCUCUCUGAUAUGCUCCUCACCGACAAAGUGUUGCAGUAUGCUGUUCUUCCCGAAACUUCCUUAGGAGCCGACCGUUACCUAUCUUCCCUCACCACCAUCACUGAUGAAGUCUCCGGUGAUCUCCAGGUGGUUAAGGUUUUUGUCUCUGUUUUUGGGGAUGAAAGAGGGAGAGAAGUAGCCAUUGCCGGCUUGAAGUCAAAGGCUAAAUAUGUUCGCAGUGAAUUGGGGAAGCGUAUGAAGUUGCGCUUAACUCCUGAGAUACGCUUUAUUGAGGAUGAUUCUUUUGAGAAAGGAAGCAGGGUAUGCGUGCUUACUUUUGUGUUUGUUACUGUACAGUUGCAAGAUCCUUUAGUUUUCCUUGUCCACGUUUUUUCUUAGUUCCAUUAAGGUUGUUUAUUGGUCGGUGAAUAAUCCAAAACCAAGACCUUGUGCUUGCCAUUUGAAGCCGCGUCUGAUUGUUUUUAUUCGCUUUACUUUGCAUGGUUUAUACAGCAAUCUGAAGUGUGCAUAAACUGGUACAUCAUGUUUCAAUUUUUGGAUUUUUUUUAUUUGGGGGACCUAAAUCUACAUUUUUUGUUUCUCGUGGUGGAAUUGUGGGUCUCAUAAUUCCGGGAAGAAUUUAAAUAUCUUCACCAAUGAGGCAUCCUUUCAUAGUUCGUGCUUUCAUGUGCAAGUCAUUCUUUUUUUCUCAGCAAAUUGUAGGUGGCCACGCUUAUAUUGGAUGUGCUGUGAGUUUUUGCUAAUCUGAUGCAUCCACAACGCUGUAAUUUUCAGGUUGAUUGCUAUUAGAUAAAAUAAGAAUGAGAAGAGUUCAGGAAGGUCAAAACAGAGCGUUCGGAUUCAUAACAAAUGAGGAUGAUGAUGAUUGGGAAUGGGGAAAUCCAAGAAGGUGUCAUUUAUGUGGAAUAGAUGCCCCCAAUGCAUCAGUACAGUCACUGUGCCUUGUUUGGUGUGGACUGAUCUUUCGAUCUUGAUAGGUAUGUUUUAAUCUCAAGCAGCUCACUUUAAAUAAUCAUACUCUAAGGGAUGAUUUAAGCACUCUGGUCGAACAAAAAUAGUUUAGUCCUCAAAGCUUUCUGCUAGGUUUUUGUCAAAGAUGCACACAUAUACUUUACAUAUAUAUCCUUGAGAUUGCUCACUUCAUUCAGUUAUCAAAUGGAUGAUUACUUGUGGUGCAGUGCUCGGAACACCUUAACAAAAAAGCCUUGGUGGAAACAUGCUGUUCAAGUGUUCUCAAAUGCAACAUCAUCUGAAUACAAAGACCUUGCAUUUUCAACACCGAAGUGAUGUAGACCAAAUUUUGGUUUUUGGGUUUUCUCCCUAUAUAUCACUUAACCCAGGAUGUCAGUAUACAAGAGGAUUUGCUGUGUAAAUUCCUCUUUCUUUCUUUACUUAUUCCUGCAAGUGGAAUUUAGAAUGUUUGCUAUUGCUAUCCAAAUUUAGGUGUCUUCAACUGAUUACACUCAACUUCAUCCAUGUACAUGUGAUUUUGGUUUCUGUCUUUUUACAUGGACUUGGUUAAAUUUUGUGGAUUAUUGGAUCUCA